AAAAGUGCACCUCAGUUGUACCUUAUUUUCUGACAGUGUGGGGAUCAUUGGACCACGGUAAGCAAUACAAAUUACCUCGGUGUGACUGCACACAUUAUUGACGUCACUGACGGGGAAUGGCAUCCUAAGUCUUUCGCCCUAACUGUGCAGAAGACGACCACCAGGCACUAUGCUGAAAACUGCGCAGAGCAGUUUCUCUCUGUGGCAGAGGCCUGGAGAGUUCAACAAAAGGUCAUCACAAUUGGAACAGACAGCGUAUGAACCAUGAUCGCUGCAGCUAGACAGCUUUGUGCAAAUGCCGUGUGUUGCUCACAUUUUGCAAAGAACCAUCACUGUUUGCCUUGGUGACAGCGGGUUUAAUGAUACUGUAACAGCCCUUGGCUUGGUUGAACAAACUCGCAGAGUCCCAAACUGAUGCUUCACGGUUUGUUUAUUUGUGCUUAUGGGUCACCGUCUCGUUACACCAUGAAAAGCACCGUGAAAACUAUAGGAAAAUAUACAAAAUACAAAAUUAGAAUGUACCUUGAUCCACAGUUUACAGUCAUAUCAAAAUACAAUACACAAGUAAUAAAUUGAAUUAAACAAGUAUUAAAAGGUAGUCACUAAAUUAGACUGACAAUAGCCUUUCCCUACAGAGUCAAUGUCCAGUUAACAAAGGUAUACCGAGUGUAAACAUUAUAUAAAUCUCAUACCACACACAGUGAAUAAACAGGCAAUCCUAAACAUUGAAAUACAUAAAUACGUUACCCCUCCUUCAGUCAAACUCCAAAUGACAUUUCCCUUGAAUAAACAAACAUUUAAAUUCACACAAAAAACAAAACCACUGCUACUCUAAUAAUAAUAAUGAUCUACCAAAAUAGCGCUGCACGCUAAUAACGCAAACAAACGAAACAAACGAAACAAAGAACUAAACAAAACAAACAAAACGUUUCAAACAAUGUGAGUGGACAACUCAAACCCGUGGUACCUGCAGUAAAGGCAAUUAAGACCGCUUAACGUACCUCGUUCCGCUCACCAAGGGUGUUACCCAAGAUUUCAGGCAGUUUCUCGUCGUCUCGACCGUGGAUUAAUCUCCUUGCCGUGUGAAUAGCGUUAAUGUCGCUCCACUCUUCUGUGUGUGUGUCUCCACCGAGCACGCCAGGCUAAUGAAACUACAUCAGAUACGUUGGCAAAAUGUCGCAAAAUAGUAGGUCAUUUUAAACAUAGCCCUGUUAAUACAGAGGAACUACACCAGGAGCAAACAGCACUUGGGCAAAAAAGAGAGCCCCUUAUACAGGACGUUCCACAAGGUGGAAUUCAACGCUGUAUAUGAUCUCUUGUCUCCUGAAGAACCAAGAGGCUGUGAAGGCUACUCUUUGCAAGCAGAACUACAACGGAGUGGGACAAACUACAGAGGCUUGCGACCAUCCUCAAACCAUGCAGGGCUGUGUUCCAGCAGGUGAGAGCCACCACCGAGGACAGAGGGGUCGAAAUCCCAGAGGACCUUCAGAGAAUACUUCCUGGACAGUGGGUGUACGUCAAGAUGUUCAAAAGAAAGUGGGACCAGCCACGAAGGGAAGGCCCAUACAAGGUCGUAAGGACGUUUGGUUCCAUCUUAAUCACUGCUGCAGAGCUAACAACCCAGAGAGACCUAUACCCUGGCCUAGAGCCAGACAGAGAGCAGCUCCCCUAGAACCACAAGGGGAAGGCGAGGCCGCCCCAAGGGAAGCAGAGGGUCGUCCAGAAGGGGAAGGCGAUGCCUCCCCGCAGGAACAGGGGACCAGGAGGUCAGCACGCUUGGCGAGCAGACAGGACCGGGGCAGAGUUCGGAGUGACAGCAAUGGGUCACUGCCAGAGAGGGUGUCAUCAGAGAAUACCUCAGAGGGAGGCUCCCUGUCCACAGUGGCUGGCGAUGAACCUCAUGAGUUGUCAUCUGAUGGCCGCGGGGACGGUGAUGAGGGCCCAAGCACAGAAAGAACAGAGAGAGCAGAGGGAGCGGAGGCAGAAGGAGAAGAAGGAGAAUAAAGCAGCAGCCCAGAAGGCAGCA
Molecule: messenger RNA, 2026 nt
Organism: Epinephelus lanceolatus (giant grouper)
Lineage: Eukaryota; Metazoa; Chordata; Actinopteri; Perciformes; Serranidae
Source: RefSeq, a predicted model, not a curated record